CGAGGAAACAGUUGCAGCCAUGACUCAGUUUUUAGAACUUCAUGGUGCUUCGUCUAAACCAUGGACUCAGCUCAGUUCCUUCACAGCUUUAGUUUUCCUUCUUCUAACACAAAACUGUUCAGGUCUUUCCCAGGUGGUCGGUCCGUCUCAGCCGGUCCUGGCAACGGUUGGUGGUGACGCUCUUUUGUCGUGUCGCCUGGAACCUGCCGUCGAUGCUUCAGACAUGUCCAUAGAGUGGUCCAGAGAAGACCUAGACCCUUCAUAUGUCUAUGUGUGGUGGGAUGAAGAGGAACUGGAAAGUUCCAAACAUCCUGCUUAUAAAGGAAGAACGUCAUUGUUACUUAAUAAACUGGAGUUUGGAGAUGUUUCACUGAAAAUCUCCAAAGUGAAACCGUCUGAUAAGGGAAAAUACAGAUGCUUCAUUCCUACACUGGGUCGAGGAUCUACUGUUGAACUGGUUGUUGGUAUUGAUCCUUUUACAGUCAUCAGUUUAGCAGGACUUGAUAGAAGCAGCAGCUCAGUGGUGUUACAGUGUAAAUCUGCAGGCUGGUAUCCAGAGCCUGAGGUGUUGUGGCUGGACGGUGAUGGAAACCUCCUCUCUGCUGGACCUACAGAGACAGUCAGAGGUGCUGAUGAACUUUAUACUGUCAGCAGCAGAGUGACUGUGGAGAAGAAACACGGCAACAAGUUCACCUGCAGAGUCCAGCAGAAAAACAUCAAGCAGACCAGAGAGGCUCUGAUACACGUAACAGAUGAUUUCUUUCAGGCCGAGUCCAGUAACACCUCGAUCAUAGACAACCUGACUUGGACUGCAGCUGCUGCCUUCAUCCUGUUCAUUUUCUUUUUUGUUUACACAAUGAUCCUUGCAAGGAAAGGGAAGACUUUGGAAGAGACAGUUGAACGAUUGAUAGAGAUCAAGAGAAAAUUCCUGGAUGAGAAGCUAAAAUCAAUGAAGACUGAGAGAAAACUGAAGAAUAAGAUCCAGAACAAGAUCCAGGAGCUGGAUGAAAUGAACUUUGAUACCAACUCUGACCCUACUGGGAGCGAUGAGAAGAAUCAACAGGAAGAAUUAGAGAAGCUCCAGGAUGAGAAGCAGAAGUGGAUGAAGACUGUUGUAAACCUGAAGACAGAACUCCAGAACAUGAACCAGGAGCUGCAGCUGACAGGACCCAUAACUUUAGAAGAAGUCAGUGAACAGGGCCGCUACAUCCGUCUGAAGAACAUUUCCAAUGAGGAGAUAAAACUGGGAGGCUGGAAGUUAGAACUACAGAGAAACAACAGAAAACCAGCCACAUAUACCUUUGAUGAGUCAUUAAAACUUCAGACUGGAGGGAUUCUCUGUAUACAACGCCCAUACUCUUACAUCAAACAUUCUGAUGAUAUUAAACUGGAGUGGUCAGACAUGACGAAAUGGAGACCUGAAGACAAACUGCAGAUAAAAGUCAUCAGCAACAAUGGAGAGAUAUUCAAAUUGUUGUACUGGGAAUAAACAUAUGAAACGGAACUUUUUGCAUUAAUCAAAGUCAGCCUUUGUUUUUUGUAAAAAUAUUAAAUUCAACAUUAUUGUUAUUA
Acanthochromis polyacanthus (spiny chromis) is the source of this 1572-nucleotide messenger RNA. Its product is annotated as butyrophilin subfamily 3 member A2-like. The coding region runs from base 20 to 1489 and encodes 489 amino acids. The record is from RefSeq and is a predicted model, not a curated record. NCBI's taxonomy places the organism in Eukaryota, Metazoa, Chordata, Actinopteri, Pomacentridae. The transcript has 12 exons.